This is a messenger RNA of Austrofundulus limnaeus, 1511 nucleotides long. It is a transcript of the gene vat1, whose product is annotated as vesicle amine transport 1. Gene Ontology annotation, cellular component: mitochondrial outer membrane. Lineage: Eukaryota; Metazoa; Chordata; Actinopteri; Cyprinodontiformes; Rivulidae. Gene Ontology annotation, biological process: negative regulation of mitochondrial fusion. Gene Ontology annotation, molecular function: oxidoreductase activity; zinc ion binding. The record is from RefSeq and is a predicted model, not a curated record.
AGAUCCAGAAGAAUCUGAAGCUUUGUUAAAACUGCCUGUCUGACUGAUGGUGAUCCUCCCAUCCAUCCAGACUCGAGCCAAUCCCAGAACUUCCUCAGCUCUCCGUGUUUUCCAGUCCUCCUCGGUCUCGCCCCACUCAGGCGCUGACAGCCACAGAGUCCGCUCAUCAAGCCCACUUUGUCCUGGUUCGGGUCUCCAUGCAAGACUGCUGAAAGCCAAGUUCCGACUCUCAGAUUUUCCUCAUCCCGCGAGGCGAAACAAGGAACCGAACCGAGCCGCAGCAUCCUUCACAACAAGUGAAAACAAAAGAAGCUGAAAGUAUCUUUUUUCUCUCUCAGAACCGUCCCAGUCUCGCUGCGCCCUGCACCACAAUGUCUGGAGAAGACGCACCUGCCCAGCAGCAGAACGCUGUGGACCAGAAGCAGGAGACCAAGCCCGCCGAGGAGCCCAAAACCGAGCCGCCCAAGACGGAGCCGGAGCCCGCCGGCGCCGCCGAGGCAGCGGCCGCCCCGGCGGCUGCGUCCGCCGACAAGGCCCCCGAGGAGGAGACGUUCAGCUACCGCGCCCUGGUGCUCACCGGCUACGGAGGCUACGAUAAAGUCAAGCUGCAGGUGAAGAAGGGCAAGCCCGCGCUGAAAGCCGGAGAGGUUCUGGUCCGGGUCAAAGUCUGCGGGCUCAACUUCGCGGACCUGAUGGCCAGACAGGGGCUCUACGACCAGCUGCCGUCCCCGCCGGUCACCCCGGGGAUGGAGUGCUCCGGGGUGGUGGAGGCUGUGGGGGAGGAAGUGACUGACAGAAAAGUGGGCGAUAAGGUGAUGGCGCUGAGCCGCUUCGGGAUGUGGCAGGAGGUGGCCGUGGUCCCAGCCAGCCACACCUUCCUCAUCCCAGAGGGGAUGAGCUUUGAGGAGGCAGCAGCUUUCCCCGUCAACUACAUCACCGCCUACAUGAUGCUGUUUGACUUCGGCAACCUCCGGCCCAACCAGAGCGUCCUGGUCCACGCCGCCGCAGGUGGUGUGGGCAUCGCAGCCACUCAGCUGUGCAAGAUGGUGAAGGACGUGACUGUGUUCGGCACCGCGUCCGCCAGCAAACACGAGACCAUCAGCGAGGGUGGAGUCACGCAUACCAUCGACUAUCGCACCAAGGACUACGUGGAGGAAGUCCGCAAGAUCAGUCCGAAAGGGCUGGACAUCAUACUGGACCCUCUGGGAGGAUCKGACACCCACAAGGCCUACAAUCUGCUGAAGCCUAUGGGAAAACUCGUCACCUAUGGUGCAGCAAACAUGCUGGCAGGUCAGAGGAAGAACCUCAUCGCCGUGGCUAAGAACUGGUACCACCAGUUCUCUAUCCACACACUCAGCCUGAUCCAGGGGAACAAGUCGGUCUGCGGCUUUCACCUGGGCUACCUGGACGGGGAGACGGAGCUCAUCGCUCAGACCAUGGCGACCCUGCUGGAUUUGUACAAGGAGGGCAAAAUCAAACCCCGCAUCGACUCCACGUGGCAUUUCGAGCAG